UGUCAAACUAAAAAAAUUUAAUUCAGAAUCUCUGAAAUUUAUUUUGAAUUCCUAAGAAAAAUAUUGGUUUGGCAACGAUGCAAUGCGAUUGCACCAAACCAUUGCCAACUGCCAACACGGAGAUACAAAAAAGUACUAAGUAAAAUUGCAACCUUAUACACCCGUCUCUAUACUUUACAUUUGCAGACUUCUAAAAGCGAAGUAAAAAGUUAAAGUGCUAAUAUAGUAAAUAAUGUAGAUAUUAACAAAAAAUAAGACAAAAAUAAGUAUUUAUAUGAUUUAUAAAUAUACGAUUGGCAGAACUGUUCUUCAAAUUGACUCACGUGAUACAUAUUUUAGCCAAUGGAAUUUUUCAUUUUUGAGAAAACAAACCCAAAAGUCGAAGAACAUAAACAUAACCUCAAAAAUCUGAUUUCGUUUUUUAAGAUCUUUAGAAUAUACCAGAGACAUAAUAUACAGAAAAAUGGUGUGUAAAGAUACUUUAAAAAUAAAAAACUUACCAAAGGAGCUCUCCGAUGCUCAAAAAGAAGACUUCGCUCGGCAUUUCGGAGCAUCAAAAAUAAAAAUAAUCACCUCCAGAGUCAAAGAAAAAUCAAUUGUUUAUGCAAAGUUUGAUUCUGAAGAACUGGCCAAAAGUGUUCUAUUUCGAUUACAUCAGAUAAACGUAUUAAAUUGUAGACUUUGUGUGGAAUAUGCCGAACAUGAUAUUGUCCAAGGUAAACCCAAACAGAAAAAAAUUGAAGAGAGUGAUAUUAGCAGUAAGAAAUCCUUUAAAACCUUUGUGAAUAAAUUAACUUCGUUUAAUGACAGCGUUGGAUUUCACCAACCUCCUCCAUCACAUUUAAAGUAUUUGUAUCCCAAAACCAAUAGGGCUACUAUUAAUAAUAUAGCACAUGCUUUAUCAACUAUUCCUAGAUUUUACACUCAAGUGUUACAUUUGAUGAACCGGAUGAAUUUACCACCUCCUUUUGCUGUUGAACAAUUACCUGUAAGAACAAUUACACCUUCACAGCACCCAGUAGUGCAAAAGUCUUUUGAAAAAAUUACUCCACCACCUUCAGUAGAAAGAAUAAACCAGCCUGCAUCUGUUGAAACUGAAGCUAAAGCCGCUGGAAGCUCUUCUGAAUCUGAAUUAGAGAGUGACAGUGAAGAUACUUUUAGAAAUAGGGAGUAUAUGCCCUUGAAAAGGAAGAGUAUUCAGAAGAAAGCUAUUAAAAGACCUAAGUUUAUUAAACUGCCCACCGCUCAACCUUCUAGUAGCACAAAAGUUGCUGAAAAGGCUGAAAAUGUUUUUGAAAAGGUUGAUGUUCAAAUACAAAAGAAAAUAGAAAUGAGGGUCCCAACUGAGCCAACCGUUCAAAAACAACCAGAGAUAGAAGAGAAAAGUGGUUCCUUUGGCAUUAUGUUACCAUUGGUGAAACCAGAAUUAAAAGAAUCUUCAAACUCAAAUGUGCUGCCAGAGCAAGAAGUCUCGGAAGAAAAAUCAUAUAUUACAAGUGAAGAAUUGGCUGCAAAUCAAAUACCCCAUAAAGAUAUAGGGAUACUGCCUGUAUUCAAAAAUUAUCACCCAGGUGCAGCAACAUGUAGACUUUAUAUUAAAAAUUGCGCUAAAACUGUAGUACAGAAAGACUUGGAGUAUAUUUAUAACAGAUACAAGAUCCCUGAAGGGGAUACUCCUAGUCAAUUUGAUAUCAGAUUGAUGCAAGAAGGAAGAAUGAAGGGACAGGCCUUUGUGACCUUGGAUACCAUCGAGCUAGCCCAAAAGGCAGUCAAAGAGACUAACGGGUAUAUAUUGAAGGAGAAACCCCUAGUGGUGGUUUUUGCAAGAUCUGCUGCGCAGAAAAAAUAGUAUUUUAAAGAAGCAACUGUUAAAUAUUAGAAUCACAGAUCCUUUUUUUUUUGUUGUAUUUGUUUAUUCCCUAGUUUAUUUAUUGUGAAAUAAAUUGACUUAAUGA
Molecule: messenger RNA, 1955 nt
Organism: Psylliodes chrysocephalus
Lineage: Eukaryota; Metazoa; Arthropoda; Insecta; Coleoptera; Chrysomelidae
Source: the annotation of a GenBank genome assembly